UUGAAGCUUCAAACGCGCUACAUUUAUCUAAACAUGAAGUUCCUCAUCGUCUUCGUCGCCCUCUUCGCUGUGGCUCUGGCAGCACCAUCUGAUCCAACAACCACCAUCCUGAAAUCUAUUUCAGAUGUUGGACCCGAAAGCCACCAUACUGAGUCGGAGACAUCUGAUGGUUCUUACUUCUCAGAAAAUGGCCACCUUAAGUAUCAAGGCACAGAUCAUGAGGCUUAUGUACUUGAUGGCAAAUACAGUUUCGUUGCCGCCGAUGGUAAAACCUACGAAGUCACCUAUAUUGCCGAUGAGAACGGUUUCCAGCCUCAGGGCGCUCAUUUGCCCGUGGCCCCAGAGGCUUAAAUAUCUUCUUUAAGUUUUUAAUAAAAUGAUUGAUUAUUGAGCAAA
Molecule: messenger RNA, 396 nt
Organism: Drosophila innubila
Lineage: Eukaryota; Metazoa; Arthropoda; Insecta; Diptera; Drosophilidae
Product: larval cuticle protein 65Ag1-like
Exons: 2
Coding region: 34-351 (105 amino acids)
Cellular component (GO): chitin-based extracellular matrix
Molecular function (GO): structural constituent of chitin-based larval cuticle
Source: RefSeq, a predicted model, not a curated record